UCCAAGAUACCCAUCGCGCCGGUUUUGCAACUAAAAACCAGAACAACGAGUCCAACAUCACAUCACUAACUUGGACGACAAUCGGAAAAGAACGCGCAAAACAAUGAGAGAUUAGCGGCGACUGCAAUAGAAUCAUUUUUUCAUCGAUACCAAUUUUUUACCGAUUGGACAGGUCGUCGAUCACUCCGGCCUGUCCAAGAUCCGCACCGACCAGCGGACGAAACAUACAAUAUCCUUCCGAGUUUUAAAGGAAUAUAAACAGAACCGACAAAAUGCCUGCAAUAGACGUGGCAAUGAGGAGGAGUGUCCAGGGGGGAAUCGUGGAUGGGUUUGUGAACUUACUGGUGCGCAGCGUGCAACCCGCUCUCCAACCAAGAGAUGUCGUCCAGGAAUUCAACGACGUUAAGACGGCAUUUUCGAGUUGGGACAAUUGUAUGCAGGCUGCUUACUGCAAAUGGACCGCCAUCGGGCUCAUGAUCUUCGCCGGAGUCGUCAUCUUCGCGGUAUGUUGGUGCAUAGGCCGAUGCCUCUGUUGCGGUCUCUCUUGCUGUUGCGAGUGCUUCCGGUGCCUUCAAUGCUGCGGAAACUGCUGCGGUUGCUGCGAUCCUCCUGGCUCUCGCAAACACAAGUACCUCGACGCUCCUUUCGUUCCACCCGAUCAGGGCUACAAGGCUGCGGAGCCUAUGGACCACGGCUUCGGUAGCCGUCCAGCGCCAUCAUACUCGGAACCUUCGUAUAAUACCAAGGCGUCCGAACCCCAAUAUGCCGUGUUCGAGGUCGACAAGAAGAGGCAGACAAUGGGCGAUUCGCUGCCUGCUAUGCCGGAGUGGGAGGGUGCAGGGAGCAAGAAGGUGUUGGUGGAGGAGGAGGCUGUGGAGCUGGAUCAGUUGAAGAAGCCGGAGGAGAAGACUACCCAGAGUUCCGGUGCCGGUGCCGGGGCCGGGGCUGCGGUCAUGUCCGGCGCGGCGGCUGCUAUCCCAGCAGCGGGGCCAGGACGAGGAACAACACCACGACCCAGUCCACCACCAGGGGGCCAGCAGAGCCCGUAUGGUGUUCCGGCCGGUAACAACGGCUUCUACGGAAACAACGGUGGUUAUGGCCAGCAAAACGCCCAAGGAUACAACCAGAUGCCUCUGGCCUCUCCCUACGGCCAGUCUUCCUCUCCAUCACCCUACGGCAUGGCCGCAUCAGCCAUGGGCCCCGCCGCCGUAGGCAACGCAGGGUAUAAUGCCCCCGGAGGUGGCUACGGCAACCAACAACAAGAUGCCUACGGCCGCUAUGGCGAGCCCACACGAAACAACACCUACGAUUCCGCACGAAACAACACUUACGAUUCCUACGGUGCCAGCACCAAUAGCCCCGCCUCGCCUUACGAUACCUCACCCUACGAUAACUACAAUUCCGGCAACCAAGGCGGGUACGGCAGUUCCCAACAACAACAACCCUACGGCCUGGCCGCCGGUGGCGCAGCCGCGGGUAUGGGCAUGGCAGCCGGAAGCAUGGGACCUAACCGCGUCCGCUCACCACCAGCCGCCACGAACACAAUACCCUACCCCAAAAAUCCAAUGACCCGCCGGUCGCCAGCUCCUGAACAGCAACUGAAUGGUCUCGGGUAUGGGGGAUCCAGCAAUAACCAGGCGAUGGCAGGCGGUGAUUCCUUCCUCGGUGGGCCGAGAUAUCACUCUCCCGCUCCUCAAUCGACCGGAGUAACAGGAGGAGGGUACGACAGCUUUUCAAACCAGCCAUACUCCCAGGGCAGCAGUCAGCAACAGAGGCAAAACACCUUUGGCGGGAACAACAGUUACGGAGGGGGGAACAACAACGGUUAUGGCGGAAACAACGCAGCUAGUUACGGCGACAUGAUGCGCUCAACACCCUCCCCAGCGCCGACGGGGCCGUUGCCCAAGCCUCCGGUGAGGAAUAAUACCAUGGGUGGUCAGAAUACAUUGGGCGGUCAAAAUACUUUGGGGGGUAACAGUGGUGGUGGUGGGGGUGGGUUUGAUUUUAGUAGUGGAGGUAAUUCCAGGCCGCAACCGGGGAUGGGACAGCAGCAAGGAGGAGGUAUGGGAGCACAGGAUGAGGGAGGAGCGGCGGGGUAUCCGGGGUAUAAGCCUUAUUCGCCGGUGGGUGGAGGGCCGCGAGGGCCGGGGGGAGGAGGAGGAGCGGGAGGAGUGGGUGGGGGGUAUAGGGGGUUUUAGAAUGGGAGGUGAAGGGGAAAGUGAAAAGUGAAUGAAUAACGGGAAAAGCAUGGGGUUGCGGCGUUCUUCUCACGUUUCUGUUUCUGGGUUGGUUAGAUACCAGGAUGUUUUGAUUGAUUGGUUGUUGAUGUUACUGGCUUGGGCCCCUUUGCUGUUGCGAUGACUUUCCUUCCUCCCCCUACGUGCAACAUACCCCAAUGCCCCUUCCAAACCCUAUUGCCACCUAGACCUGCCCUAUUGUUUUGAGAUCUUUUGGGUAUAACUAUC
Molecule: messenger RNA, 2465 nt
Organism: Neurospora tetraspora
Lineage: Eukaryota; Fungi; Ascomycota; Sordariomycetes; Sordariales; Sordariaceae
Exons: 2
Coding region: 273-2198 (641 amino acids)
Cellular component (GO): plasma membrane; cellular bud neck
Source: RefSeq, a predicted model, not a curated record